GCUGGUUCUGCGAGGCGGUUGCUCGUUUGCCUGAGGCGGAAAGGGGGCCGGGUGUCGGGCGGGGCCUUAAUCGGCAUGCCUCAGGGGAAGGAGCCGGUGGCUCUCCUAGUCUUCAGGGCGGCCUCAGGCGGAGGAGGAGGCGGGGUCCGGGGGACGGGGGUCCCAGGGAGAGCCCACCUCCAGAAGAGGAGGCACCUCGGCAGCAGAAGCAAGGGCACCAUCAUGACCGAGGAGGCCAAGAAGCUGGCUGCUCGGGCGGCUGUGGAUAACCAUGUGCAGAAUAACCAUGUCCUCGGAAUUGGAAGUGGCUCUACAAUCGUCCAUGCCGUACAUAGGCUAGCGGAGCGAGUGAAGCAAGAAAAGCUCAACAUAGUUUGUAUCCCUACAUCUUUUCAGGCACGUCAGUUGAUUCUGCAGAAGGACUUAACUUUAAGUGACCUGGAUAGACACCCUGAGUUGAAUGUUGCCAUUGAUGGGGCUGAUGAAGUUGACAUGAACCUCAAUCUAAUCAAAGGAGGAGGGGGCUGCCUGACCCAGGAGAAGAUUGUUGCUGGCUAUGCAAAAAGCUUCAUAGUCAUUGCUGAUUACAGGAAAAAGUCUGAAAACCUUGGAGAGCAAUGGAAGAAAGGAAUUCCAAUUGAAGUCAUUCCGAUGGCCUAUGUGCCAAUCACCAGAGCUCUGGCCAGGAGGUUUGGAGGUGUUGCAGAACUGAGGAUGGCCGUUAAUAAAGCUGGCCCAGUGGUGACGGACAAUGGGAACUUCUUAUUAGACUGGAAGUUUGACAAAGUCCAUGACUGGAAUGAAGUAAACAUGGCAAUCAAGAUGACACCAGGUGUGGUGGAAACUGGUCUCUUCAUCAACAUGGCAGAGCGAGUUUACUUUGGCAUGGAAGAUGGCUCUGUCAGUGUACGCGAAAAGCCGGUCCACUGACUGCCAUUCAGCUUCCCCAAAUCUACUCUGCCUUCAUCCUGUUAUAAUCAUUAUGGUGCCAAUCUGACAUCUUGCCUUAAAGCGUGUCUGUCCGGAUCUUGAUGAAUGAAAUGGAAGGUCCAGCAGAUUUCACAAAUAAUGAAAGUGAAUGUUGUCUUAAAAUCUAUUUUUUACUUUUUUCAUGUAAUUUGUUUUUAAAAUAGUCAGUCAACAUUUUAAGCUUUUUUCACUUGGGUUUUUAUAUGAAACAUUUACCAAAAAGGAUGCUUUAUACAAUACUUGAACCAACUGGCUGUGUGAAGUGUAUCUGGUGAGAAUAAGAUAGUGGCCUGAAUCCUAUUAGUAAUCUCAACUAGAGUAUACUCAUUGAAGCAGUGGGAUUGUUGACCCACAGUUCACAACUGAUUCUAUGUGUAAAUUCUUGUUGGCAUAAUUGAUGAAGAUGCAUUUAUGCAAAAGAGCUGUAUGUAGUUGGUAAUCACAGAUGCCUUAUUGGAAUCUUUUUGGUUCUAUAAUUUAUGCCUUCUAAUGAUUUUUACCAUAAACUGUUUUUAAUAACAGAGAAUGUCCAGUUAGUGUCAUUAUAAUGCAGCUGCUACUUGUGCAGUUGACCUCCGUGGUGGGAAUGGAAUAUUAAGUUCUUCCUAGAAAUGACUAGUAAUCUUGCACAGCAUUAUUAAUAUUCCCAUGUUGUAUGGGUAAUGUUUGAAGGAAGGGGAUCACUGUGCUUUGCACCCUAUAACCGUGUUACUGGCCCUAGUCAACUCACAUUGGAUGAACCAUUGUGUCCAUAUGGAUAAACCACACUUUCAAAUGUUUCCAAAGUGGCAUGGAAGAGGCCCUACCACAGUGUCUCCAAGCAACUGUGCAUAAUGCAUGAAUUGUUCAAAAGUUUGGUAUGUAACUUAAGAAGUGUUUCAAACUUUUAAUUGGCCCUUCCCAAUAGAGGAAGGGAGAAAAUUCAGGUCCAGGUUAUUUGCACAAAGUCCUUUUGGCUAAACCAACUUAACUGGCACAACACUUUGGGCCUAUUUAACAUUGAAAGUUGCUGGUUCCUUGCAUGAUGGUGAUUCCUAGACUGUUAUAUGUGACUCAAACAAGAAUUAAAGUUCCUGGAUAGAUUCUUCUAAUGUAGCAAGAGCAAGGCACUUGUCAAACAUGUCAUAUUCCAUUUCAAAGUGCUUUGCAUGGUACUGUAUGUCAGAAACGAGACUCAUCACGUUUGUUUUAGGCGCUGGAAUAAAAGCUGUAAUGUCAGCUUUUUGUGUAUCUGUUUUGUGGUUAUAUGCCUUUCUAGUUGAGAAUAAAGAAAACCUGCCUUGCCAAAUCAA
Molecule: messenger RNA, 2261 nt
Organism: Sceloporus undulatus (fence lizard)
Lineage: Eukaryota; Metazoa; Chordata; Lepidosauria; Squamata; Phrynosomatidae
Gene: RPIA
Product: ribose 5-phosphate isomerase A
Exons: 9
Coding region: 76-930 (284 amino acids)
Biological process (GO): D-ribose metabolic process; pentose-phosphate shunt, non-oxidative branch
Cellular component (GO): intracellular membrane-bounded organelle
Molecular function (GO): ribose-5-phosphate isomerase activity
Source: RefSeq, a predicted model, not a curated record